Fonsecaea monophora is the source of this 1194-nucleotide messenger RNA. RefSeq lists its product as hypothetical. The record is from RefSeq and is a predicted model, not a curated record. Gene Ontology annotation, cellular component: TRC complex; membrane. Gene Ontology annotation, biological process: post-translational protein targeting to endoplasmic reticulum membrane. NCBI's taxonomy places the organism in Eukaryota, Fungi, Ascomycota, Eurotiomycetes, Chaetothyriales, Herpotrichiellaceae. Gene Ontology annotation, molecular function: molecular adaptor activity; protein binding. The transcript has 5 exons. Bases 1 to 1194 code for a protein of 397 amino acids.
AUGGAGGCCUCUGAGCACGCCUACGAGGAUGAUUUGACUGACAAGAAGGACUCUCUUGUCUACUUUAAUGACAUCCAUGCCGUUUACGGAUUUCUGGACGAGAACAGUGUUCGGAGGCUGAUAGCCACGCGCUGGUAUGACAACGCCUUGGGAUCUCAGAUCGCCAUAUGCCUCCGCUCGGCGGCUCACUAUGCCCCGUCGGCAGUGUACGAACUGCAUCGAGCGGGAGUUCUCGACGACGUCAAGGCCCAAGGCAUCCAUCCCUUUGCGGUGUGCUGGCGCCGUCCUGGUGACACCUUCAUCGCGUGCAUUCGAAGUCGGUUCGACAUAGAAUUCCCCAUGGUUUGCCUGCCUCUGGAUCAGCUCGAUGUCCUCCUCCUGCACAUUUUCUGGCUCAACCAGAUACCGAAUGAAGCACAGAAAAGCCCCAAUCUCUUCGGCUACGGCCUCGAAUCUUGCCACGGACAAGGCCGCUGCAACCGCCCUCAAAGUCAAGGGCAAUCAGGCCUUGCGCAACAUGACUGGCCCUCUACUAUCGACUAUUACACCAAGGCGAUAGAAAAGUACGACGCAGACCCGUCGUUCCAUUGUAACCGAGCGGAGGCCAACAUUAAGCUUGAAGCCUACGGCUAUGCCAUCGCUGACGCUACCAAAGCGAUCGAACUCGACAUGUCUGUCAUGUGGGUGUUCGUGACGCAGAGCCUGGGUGCGCUCGGUUCGGUCGGCACUCAACAGACAAAGAACGUCUAUGGCGCGGGCAAAGUCUUCACGACCGUCUCGACGCCCAAAGUCCCCCUUGUCGAGACCUACACACCGGGCAUCGUCGACAAGAUCAUCGACUACUUUCAAGAAAGAUUAGGUCUGAUCACAGCCAUAACCCAAGCUGUACUUACCGUGAGCAGCAACUAUGAUCACCUGUGCAUUCAGCGAAAAGAAGCAGGCAUGCCGAUUGACAGUUUUGCAGAUCACCAGGGCAACCUCUUUCCACAGCUCGCAAGGCCCCCAUCCUGGCGGAUAUGCACGAUCUGCGUACCGUUUUCGAAGCGAAGCUCGUGGUUGUUUUCAGACGACAUCACUCGCCAUAGGUCAUCAUCACUCCACAACAACGCCAUGACACAUUCUAUCACGAGACACAUUCCAUCACGAGACACACAUUCCAUCACGACCUACAAUACAUUCCAUCCCGACCCAUGA